CUUUAAUAUUUUAAUUUAAAUUUAUUUAUUAAUAUUAAAAAGAAAUAAAGAAAAAAAAAACAAUAAUAAAAAAAAGGUUAUAUUUUUAAUUUAUCUAUAUAAUAUUAAUAAUAGUAAAAAUAAUAUAAUAAUAAAAAUAAUAAUAUCAACUUAAUUUUAUUAGUUUUUAUAAUAAUAAAAAUAUAACAACCCAACAAAGAUUUGCAACCUCUCAAUUAAUGGUUAAUUUUUCUUUAACAUUUUAGAUUUUUUUUAUUUUUUUACUUUUUUAUUUUUUUUUUUAUUUUUUUAAUUUAAUUUUGCAACAUAUUCUUUUUUUUUUUUUAUUUUUAUUUUUAUUUUUAUUUUUAUUUUUUUUUCAUUUCAUAUUAGUUUUUCAAAUUAAAAUUAUAAAAUGAUAGAAUCUUUUGACAAUAAUAAUAGUAAUAGUAAUAAUAUUAGCAAUAAUAACAAUAAUAAUAAUAGUGAUAGUUAUAAUGAAGAAAGUUCAAAUAGCGAAGAACUAAAUGGUACAAAAAAUGAAAUAGAAGAAAAUAGCUUAAAUAAAAGUAAAGAUAUAAACCAAUCCAACGAAGAGAUUAUUGAAGAAAACUAUAAAUUAGAAAAUAGUAUUAGUAGUAGUAAUGUUCAUACAAUGAUAAGAGAUUCAAAAGAAAUUAAUAGAACAGAUAUUAGGGGCACCGAAACAGAAAAUGACUCUUUAGCAAGCUCAAUUGACCACCACCAACAAGAAAAAGAAAAGGAGAAACAGGAACAGGAACAGGAACAAGAAAAAGAAAAAGAGGAACAGGAACAAGAAAAAGAAAAUGAUAACAAUGAAAAAAAUCAAGUAUCAUCAACAAUUAUAAAUAAUACAAAUGAAGAAAUUUCUUCAAACUUAUCAACAUUUGACAAUUUCUCUAGUACAGCUUCAAAUAAUAAUGAUUCUUUAGAAACUAAUAAAGACGAAUCGACAAAUAUAGAACAAUUUUCAUUAUCAGGACAAUUUAAAUCAAUGAGAGAAGGAAGAUUAAUUGAAAAUUUUAUAGUUGUAGGUUUAUCAAAAGAAACAGUAAUUAAUCCAGGUGAAAAGAUAUCGAAUGAUGCAAAAAUAUUGUAUAGUUACCCACCAGAUAAACCAUGCGAUCCACAAGUUGUAAAUUUUUGUUUUCCAGAUGGUGUUAAACUAAUUCAAAUAAAGAGAAGAAAUUCAUUAACAGAGUUCAACUCAGUACUAUAUAAAUCAUUAUCACAAUUAGAAGGAUCAGACAGUUCAUUUAUGUUUUUAAUUACAGGCGGCGAACAUUUAAUGUAUGGAUGUUGUGUUUUAAAUACUGAACUAAUUAAUGAAUUUCCAUAUUUCUUCCCAGAGUCUAUAGAACUAAAUAAAAAAAAUAAUAGUGGAUCAGAUGAAUCUUCAACAACAUCAACAUCACCCUUUUGCUAUUUUUCACCAAGGUGUUAUUGUGUUAUUAGUAGAUAUCCAUUUUUCAAAGCUCAUUUUGACUUUAUAUAUUCAAUUCUUGGUAAAGAAAGAUUAAACAAAGUAAAUAGAUCCAUUCAUGAACAAGAAAAAUUAGAAAAAACACUACAAAAACAGCAAAAUGAACAAAGAAAGCAACCAAUAGCAAUACAGCAAAGACAAUCUUUAGCAAUACAGCCAUCAUCCUAUCUUUCGUAUAAUUUUCAAGAGGGAAAAUCACAACUUUCAGUAUCACAACAACCUCAACAACAACAAUUUCGUGAUUAUUUUUUCUCUAGUGACUCACCAAAACAAUUAUCUGCAUCUUCAAAUGAAUUUUCCAAAUAUAUAAACAAUAUGAAAUCAAGACCAAAUAAACCAUUACCACCAUUACCACAAAAUAACCUAUCUAAAAGUAGCUUUCCAACACCUUUUUCUCCAAUAGCGGUGUCACCUGCUGACUCGCCAGUUUUAAACUCAUCUACCGAAGAAACAUCACUUUUGCAACCAUUUUCGUCACCCUCAAACAAACUUGGCCACCAUAGAGCUGCAUCCACUUCAAUUGUACAUACUAGAUCUCACUCCACCCCGAUUUCCCAAUCAAUUUCAAAAUUAGCGCAACAACAACACCUACAGCAACAACAACAACAACAACAAUUUAGUAUUUCGUCAAAUAAUAAUAAUGGAAUAAAUGGAAGUACAAAUUUAGAUGAAUCAUUAUCUGCAAUUCAAGAAUCAUUAAGCAAUGACACAUUUGAAUCUGAAUCUGAUUUAUCAUCGUCUACAAAUAGUUUCCAAAUAUAUAAUAGCUUUAACAACUCUUCAACUCAAUUUUACAAUUCAAAUAACUCUAGCAAAUUUAGCUCACCCGCAAUAACAAACCAAAAUAACAACCACAAUAACAAAAAUAAUAAUGGUAAAGAUGGAAGCAGUAGCGAAAGUAACAGUGAAGGCAGCAGCGGUCAAACAUCACCAAAACCAUUACCCAAAUUACCAACCAUAGCAGUGGAUAAUAGUAGUAUUAGUGGCUCUAAAUUAUUACCACCCCCACCAUCAGGUCCACAAUUAACAGUUGAACAAUAUUUAUCUUCAUCAACAAAUUCAAACCCAUCAAGCAAAACUCCAUCACCAACUAACCAAUCACAAUUAAUAACCACCACUACCACUUCAGAGACAGUAACCUCAACUACAACAACUACAAAUCAAACAACAACCUCAACCACAACAAACACUACAACAACUACUACAACUAUUACAUCACCACCACCAUUACCACCAAAAAGGAAAAAAGGAAUUAAAGAGAUAGAGGAAGAAGAUGAAGAAAACCUAUCAUCAAAGUUCCCAAAUCUUAUAGAUGAAGUUAUACAAACUAUUGAAAUUUUUUAUAACACAAAUGUUCCUUUGGAGAACCAAAAACUUACAAUACAUUAUCCAAAUGAACAACCUGCUGUCUAUGGUGAAGGUGAUGAUUCGUACCAAAUCGAAAAAUGGUGUCUUUCGGGAUUGAUUAAAACUCUUUCACUAAAGACCAUCAUGGAAAUCAUAUCGUGUGUACUAUUGGAAAAAUUCAUUUUAGUAACCUCGAAAAACAUUGGCACAAUUUCAAAUACAAUAUUUGGCUUAUUACCAUUACUAAGACCAUUCGAAUACCAGGGUGCAUUUAUUCCAAUUCUACCAAACACUGCAUUGGAUGCACUUCACUGUCCAAUUCCAUUCAUUAUUGGCAUUACAAAGCUACCAAACUCAUCAGAAAUGAAAGAUGCUUUAGAUAACUGUUAUAUCUUGGAUGUAGAUAAUGAUCAAAUUAAACUAGGUACAAAUUGCUCACCAAUCCUACCCUUACCAGAACAAAAUAAACUAGAAACAUUUACAAGACCUUUCUAUAGAGAAGUUUCAAAAGAAGAUAGAAAAAAAUAUUAUUUAGAUUAUCCAUUCAAGUCAAUACCGAGCGAAUUUAAAUGCAUACAAUCAUUCUCUAACGAAUUUAAGCUAUUUAAUAGAUUUAUAUUGGAUUCAAUUGGCUUUUAUAUAGACUGGAACCCAAAUUUCGAUUUCGGAAAUUCUAUACACAAAGAACAACUUUUAAGAUUAAUUCAUCAAAACAACUACAAUUUCAUAGAUCAAUUUUUACAUUCACAACUAUUUACUACCCAUAUUGAACUCUUAUUUGAAAGAGGUGGAGAUAAAAUUAAUAACACAAAUAUAAAUAAUAACAAUAAUAACAAUAAUACAAUAAUAACACUAAAUACUUAUAAAACUAGUAGAUUAUAAUUAAAAAAAAAAAGAAAAUAAUCAUUGGCUAUUAUUUAUUUAUUUAAUAAAUUUGUAUAUUAAAUUAUAACUAAAUAUAAAAUUAUAAAUAUAUAUAUAUUUAUUUAUAAUAUAAAUUUGUAAAC
Molecule: messenger RNA, 3837 nt
Organism: Dictyostelium purpureum
Lineage: Eukaryota; Evosea; Eumycetozoa; Dictyosteliales; Dictyosteliaceae
Exons: 3
Coding region: 395-3712 (1105 amino acids)
Source: RefSeq, a predicted model, not a curated record